Messenger RNA from Xiphophorus maculatus (southern platyfish), 4676 nucleotides. It is a transcript of the gene pdpr, whose product is annotated as pyruvate dehydrogenase phosphatase regulatory subunit. Bases 104 to 2782 code for a protein of 892 amino acids. NCBI's taxonomy places the organism in Eukaryota, Metazoa, Chordata, Actinopteri, Cyprinodontiformes, Poeciliidae. Gene Ontology annotation, cellular component: mitochondrion; mitochondrial matrix; cytoplasm. Gene Ontology annotation, molecular function: protein binding; oxidoreductase activity. The transcript is spliced from 18 exons. The record is from RefSeq and is a predicted model, not a curated record.
UUGAUUCAUGUGGCGACUUGCGCUCGUAUCAGUCCUUGCUCUUCCCCACUUUGUUUGUAAACCUACAGCAACGGCCGGACUUGGCUGACUAGAAAGCACAGCCAUGUGCAGCUGUGUGCGGAGCUCCAGGGCCAUGGCCCCUGGGCUGCUCCCCAGGCUGCUGCUCCCUCAGAUGGGCUUCAGGCUGGCGGGCAGGGGGCUCUGGACCUCCCCGCAGUGUCUGGCUGUCAGCGGGGACUCCCAGCUCCCUCCUGUACCAGGCCAGGCCCGGGUGGUCAUCUGUGGAGGCGGGAUUGUUGGAACAUCAGUGGCCUACCACCUGGCCAAACUGGGCUGGACGGACAUCGUUCUGCUUGAGCAGGGCAGGCUUGGUGCAGGAACAACCAGACUCUGUGCUGGCAUUCUCAGCAUGGCUAAACCGAUCUCCAUCGAGUCUCAGAUGGCCAACUACUCCAGCAGCCUUUACCAGCAGCUGGAGGAGGAGACUGGUGUUAAAACAGGUUAUGUGAAGACCGGUUCUUUAUGUCUGGCACAAAAUCAGGAUCGCUUCAUUUCACUUAAGCGCCUGGCAACGAGACUCAAAGUGUUGGGGAUCAACUGUAACAUUAUUAAACCCAAAGAGAUUGCCAAACUCCACCCCCUAGUCAACAUUCAUGACCUGGUGGGGGCGCUGCAUCUCCCCGAUGACGCUGUGGUGUCCUCACCCGACGUUAACCACGCGCUGGCCGUGGCUGCCGCCCGACAAGGGGUCCAGAUUCUGGACCGGACCGCUGUUCAGCAGGUGGUGGUGGAGAAAGGCCACGUUAUGGCUGUGGAGACUGAUCGCGGCUCCAUUGAGUGUGAAUACUUUGUCAACUGUGCCGGUCAGUGGGCUUACGAGCUGGGCCAGGCUAGUGAAGUGAAAGUGUCGGUUCCGCUCCAUGGCUGUGAACACUUCUACCUCCUCACCAAACCUCUCCAGGAGCCACUGGCGCCCAACACUCCAGUUAUAAUUGAUAUGGAUGGUAGGAUGUACGCGAGGCCGUGGCAGGGAGGCCUUUUGUCCGGUGGCUUCGAGAAGAACCCCAAACCAAUCUUCACUGAGGGCCGCAACCAGCUGGAGAUCCAGAACAUGCAGGAGGAUUGGGAUCACUUCGAGCCGAUGCUCAGCGCCCUGCUGAGAAGAAUGCCGCACAUCGAAACAGCCGAGAUCCACCAGCUGGUCAACUGUCCAGAGUCCUUCACGCCCGACAUGCGCUGCCUGAUGGGGGAGACGCCGGGUGUGUCUGGCUACUACGUGCUGGCAGGGAUGAACUCCUCGGGUCUGGCCUUCGCCGGAGGAGCCGGGAAGUACCUGGCAGAGUGGAUGACCUACGGCUACCCCUCCGCCAACGUCUGGCCUCUGGACAUCAAACGCUUCGGCAACCUGCAGAGCAGCCGAACCUUCUUGAGACACCGAGUCAUGGAAGUCAUGCCCCUGCUGUAUGAGCUGAAGGUUCCUCGGUGGGACUUUCAGACCGGCCGGCAGCUCAGGACCAGUCCCCUGUACGACCGCCUGGACACCCAGGGGGCUCGCUGGAUGGAAAAACAUGGCUUCGAGAGGCCCAAAUACUUUGUUCCUCCUGGGAAAGAUCUGCUGUCCCUGGAUCAGAGUAAGACCUUCUACAAGCCUGACUGGUUUGAUAUUGUCGGAGCAGAAGUGAAGUGCUGCAAAGAGGCCGUCUGUGUCAUCGACAUGUCCUCCUUCACCAAGUUUGAGCUGACUUCAACAGGCGACCAGGCUUUGGAGCUGCUGCAGUAUCUGUGCGCCAACGACCUGGACGUUCCCGUAGGACACAUCGUCCACACCGGCAUGCUGAACGAGAGGGGCGGCUACGAGAACGACUGCAGCGUGGUCCGCCUCAGCAAGAACAGUUUCUUCAUCAUCUCUCCGACGGACCAGCAGGUCCACUGUUGGUCUUGGAUAAAGAAGCACAUGCCCAACGACCCACACCUCCACCUAGAGGAUGUGAGCUGGAAGUACACAGCUCUGAAUUUGAUUGGUCCGCGAGCAAUGGACGUUCUGGCUGAGCUGUCGUAUGUCUCCAUGACGCCCGAGCACUUCCCCUCCAUGUUCUGCAAGGAGAUGAGUGUGGGCUACGCCAAUGGGAUCAGAGUGAUGAGCAUGACUCAUACCGGAGAACCAGGUUUCAUGCUCUACAUCCCCAUAGAGUACGCGCUGCAUGUGUACAACGAGGUCAUGUCAGUGGGGCAGAAGUACGGCAUCCGUAACUCCGGGUACUACGCGCUGAGGAGCCUUCGCAUCGAGAAGUUCUUCGCCUUCUGGGGUCAGGACCUCGACACGUUCACCACGCCGCUGGAGUGCGGACGGGAGUUCAGGGUCAAGUUCGACAAGGACACCAACUUCCUGGGCCGUGAGGCGUUGCUGCAGCAGCGCCAGGAAGGCGUGUUCCGCCGCUUCGUCAUGCUCGUCCUGGAGGACCACGACACGGAGCUGGACCUGUGGCCGUGGUGGGGCGAGCCCGUCUACCGCAGUGGCCAGCUGGCCGGGACCACCACCAGCAGUGCCUACAGCUACACCCUGGAGCGCCACGUCUGCCUGGGCUUCGUGUCCCCGCCGCCGGGCCCCGAGGGCCUCCCCACGCCCAUCACCCCCGACUUCAUCAACCGCGGCGACUACGAGGUGAACAUCGCCGGACAGCGCUACCCGGCCAAGGCCAAGCUGUACCCCUUCAGCUCCCUCUUCACCCAGCAGAAGCGGCGCAAGGAGGACAUGGAGCUCAGCAACCUCCAGGGGAAGUGAGGCGACGGGAAGCGCCUCCCUAGACGACACUCCUUCAGUUCACUCCUCCUGACCCAACCCAGUGUCUGGUGUGAGGGCUGGAUGUACAAGCACUUCCUGUUGGUACUCUAAAAAUCAGUUUUGGGGUUUCAUCCUCUGCUUUUAAAGUGCAAUAUUUAGAAAAGCACCUAACGCUUGAACUUUCAUCUCAUUGAAAUCCAUUUUGUCAUCCCACUCUGUCGUUCCCACCCUGACAACCCCGACUGCUGUGCCCCUGCAGUCUGUGGUUACGUGGCUUUAUCAAGGCAAGAUCAACACUAGCUGCUGCAGACUUUACCAGAUUGUUGACUUUAACCCAGGGGUGUCCAAAUGAUGAUUUUAGAAAAAAAAAAGUAUGCAACUUUUACAAAACAUGUUUUGUUUUACAUAUUUGUUAAAAUUCUCACCAUGUCAUAACAGUAUAACUUUAGACAGAUAAUCUGUGAAAAGCUUUCUUCUUCACUUCCUCCCUGAAGAAGUGCACUGCUCUGGGUCAUCAUCCUCAUGAACGUGCUGCUAAACGUGCUAAACAGUUGAUCUGCCGUCAUCGGUGGCCAUGCUAAGUAGCAUUAGCAAUAGUGACAAGGUGUGCUGAAGCUGUAUCAUAGCAGAAAGGAAGGGGGAAGGAGGAAAGUGGCAUACAGCCUUGAUUGACAGCGCUAAGGCCCUCCUUCUGGCUCUGAUUGGGUGUUUCUAGUUGGGUCUUCUGCCUUCUCCCAGUGUUAUUUUUUUUCCCCUCUUCACAGAUUGUCUCACGCUGUCACGACAUGGUGACAGUUUGAACAAAUAUGUAAGAAAAGUAUUAUUUUAUAAAAGUUACAUACUGCAGCUUUAAGGAGAAACACAAACUAUCUUAACUCCAUUUUUGGCUUUCAUCUUAAUUUGAUAGUACACAGCACCACAAGCAUCCACUAACUUUUGCUUGAAUGUAGACUUGGGUGCAUCCAUUUAUUAAAGUAGGCUAAAUAAGUGUUUGUUUUUGUUCAAAAGGGACACAUAUCAUGUUUUUGCAGCCUAGAAUACAUCUAAAAUUAUAUACAGAUACUUCCUGUGUUGAAAUCAGCCUGGUACAUUUCAUUAAAAAACUGCAUUAAGUUUGUUUUUUUACACUAGAAUUUGCAUUUUUCAUAACAAAAGGCAUAAUUUUAGUUGGGCCCCCCCUGUUGCCAAAUGUUUGGACACCCCUGCUUUAACCCGUCCUGAAGGAUUUUACUCUGACUCCACUUCAUGAGCUGUUGAGGACAUUGUGAAGGAAACACAAGCUGAUGUUGCACUUCUGACCACAAAGUUCUCAGCUGUAAAUCUGCUGCUGACAAGGAGACCGAUUUCAGAAAUUUUAUACUCUUAGCCUUAUAACAAUUUGUCAGAAAUCAUCUUUCUGUAAAAGGGAAAAAAACAACCUCAAAAAAGCCUAGGAUAAUUACUGAUAACCCAGAAUUGUUGUUUUUCAUCCACCACACUUCAUCCUCUUGCAAACACUUUGUGAAACUCUUGAAGCAAAUCAGAACAGCUUCCUCCUCUCUGUGCUGGUGUUAUCUGCUGAGAACUGCUGUAAUGUUGUUUUCAUGUGUGCUGCACUGGUGGAAAAGAUAUUUAUGUUCUCCUCUUUUCUUUUUUUGAAACGUUGACGCACUUUCGAUUUAGUUUUAUUGAAUGUGAGGCUGAGAGGAGAGCAAAUCGGCCCUUCUAGUCGUGCUGUUUUCAGUCCUCCAUAUCUAAUUGUUUUCACAUGUUUGUGUAAAGGAAAGAAUUCAUUGCAGUUUGAAAUAAAAAUGUAUUUUUGUAUAGCUGAUGUGAAUAGAAAUCUUUUGUUUUUUUUUGGUUUUCGUAUUUUGUAUCAGUUGAGUUUGCAUUGUCGCAUAAAGAAUUACUUGAA